UUCAAUUAAACACAAAGCAAACUUCCUUCAUUCAUUCAUUUUUCAAGUUUCAGUUUCCAUUUUUUUUUGGUUCAUAAAACACAUAAUACUUAUAUUUUUCAUUUUAUUUAUUUUUUUGCAAAUGAAAAUUUGGCUGCAUUUACUACUAUUAUUUGCCGUGCGUUUGCUAGCGGUAAACGGUUAUCUACCACGAUUAUUUACAUGUGACGUUGAUCUUGUUAGCGAGAAGGGCGAUCAAUAUUAUCGACCCUGGAGGCCUGACUUCUUGUCUCAAGAGUGCAAGGGAGUGUAUAACAAAAGGAGCACAGAUAAUGCAAUGUACCGAUUAUAUGAAGAGGAAGCGCUCGCAUUUAAGGAGUUUAUUGGUGCGAUCGAAACAUUUGAGGCGAAAAAAUCUAGAAAGGAAUUGUGUGCAAAGAAUGAUUAUCCUCUGCAUAUCAAUUAUCGACAGAACUUCUACAAGGAAGUAGAUCUGUGUUCAUGCUACAAGAAGAAUAAUUAUGAAACUUUCCUGAAAUGCCUUAUCGAAAAACGAAAAGAGUUGACUAAAAUAAUAAGAAAGAAAACUUGAAUUAAAGGUGUCAUAACCAUAUCCAUAUAAAACAGCUGAUUGAACCAAAUUUACGGGCAACAAUGCUUCCAAUUAGUGGUGCGUUAUCAUAACAACAAGACUGUAACCAUAACUUUAACUAUCAAUUGAAUUGUGAUUUUCCAUUUUCCCUGUAACCAUAAAAAAUUGUUUGUUGAUUUUUUGAAUUUUUUCUAUUUGAUUUAUUUGGCAUUUUCGAAUUGAAAACAAAAACUGCAAAUCGACUAUAGUAAAUAUUGUUACAGUUAUGACUAUGAGUUAGGGAUAUGGUGUUAUGUUAUAGCAUCUUUAAUUCAAUCUUAAAAUGCUUGAAGUCAGUAGAAUUAAUUUGUUAUAGGCAUGUAUAUACAUAUACAUAUGUAUGAAAUUUUUAGUGAAUUUGUAAAAUUGUAUUUAUUUUUAAUUGCCGUGAGCACAAUGUCAUUUUCUAAAAUAAACUGUAUGCGAAAACAAGAAAUAUACCCUUCA
Zeugodacus cucurbitae (melon fly) is the source of this 1057-nucleotide messenger RNA. RefSeq lists its product as uncharacterized. The record is from RefSeq and is a predicted model, not a curated record. NCBI's taxonomy places the organism in Eukaryota, Metazoa, Arthropoda, Insecta, Diptera, Tephritidae. The coding region runs from base 122 to 571 and encodes 149 amino acids. The transcript has 3 exons.